Penicillium daleae is the source of this 507-nucleotide messenger RNA. Its product is annotated as lignocellulolytic auxiliary activity family 14 protein. The transcript has a single exon. The record is from RefSeq and is a predicted model, not a curated record. The coding region runs from base 1 to 507 and encodes 168 amino acids. Lineage: Eukaryota; Fungi; Ascomycota; Eurotiomycetes; Eurotiales; Aspergillaceae.
AUGUUGAACCCCGUUCUAUUCCUGGCAUUGAGUGCUGUUGCUCAAGCACACACAGUCGCUUGGGUCAAAGGCAUGUACUGCCUAGGAGGUCCCAACCUUUCGGCAGACAACGCGAAUACAAACACAGCCGUGGCUCCCCUAUACAAUCUUACCCAAGAAGAAUGGUGGUUCCAACACGAUCGCGGCUGUGACGGAGCACCUCCAGCGCAUGGCGACAUUCUGCAACUUCCAGCUGGAGGAACUUUCACGGUGGAACUUGCACACAACCGGGCGCAGACUACACUUUCAUACGAUGGAAAGUAUACCUCUGAAUGGCCGGACGGGAAAGAGCACCCCGAAGACUGGGCUGGUCCUGGAAGCCCUGCCGACUGCAUUCAGGAUGAUGGAGCAAUGCACACCAACAACCAAUCCAUGGCCGCUGGCACUGCGUUUGCCAUCAGCUAUCAGUCUGACCUGGCUGCGGUCACGAUGGAGAACUUGGCUGUGUUUACAGUUCUGGAGCAGUAA